Messenger RNA from Ostrea edulis (European flat oyster), 6326 nucleotides. RefSeq lists its product as uncharacterized. The coding region runs from base 77 to 1123 and encodes 348 amino acids. Lineage: Eukaryota; Metazoa; Mollusca; Bivalvia; Ostreida; Ostreidae. The record is from RefSeq and is a predicted model, not a curated record. The transcript has 8 exons.
GUACUUUCACUUUUACUUAGCAUGGGGAGGAAGUAGAUAGGACUGUCAAUAAAGCGAGUGUCAGAACAAGUCAACGAUGGACAAUCAACAAGAAACGCGAGAUGAGAAGCCGCUGACAUUUGCAGACCUAGGAAUAACUGCAGCACCAAAGUUAGAGGAAGGAGCAUUGGGCAAGAAAAGACCUCUGAAGGACCUGGAGAAAAAAGAAGUAGCCUUUGCUGUGAUAUCAUUGAUCAGUUCACUGGUCGCCAUAGGUCUUGCAAUUCAGAGACUGGUAACCACCAGCAACGGCAAUCCUGACUUCACGUUCGCUCUCAUCAUAAUCAUAAAUGCUUUAUUUUGUGUGUAUUACGUUUUUCACGGACUUCUUGCGGAGCGACCGUAUGAGGUCAUCGUCAUGGUAUUGGCCACUGUUGUUAUUCUGAUUUACAUUGUCGUCAACUAUAUCCUGAGUACCAAAAACGAUGUCAAACUUGCCCGUUUGGUACUUGCCUGUAUAUUAAGUCCUGUCAUCAUUGUUAUUGGACUCAUGAUCGCCAAAGAGUACCACGAAUCCGGCAGACUGAUAUUCAGGACUGUUGGCGCUGAUUCUACAAUGCAGGGAUUCUGUAAAACCCUCUUCUUGUUUCUGGGUCUUCAGAAGUUUGAUCUACAGUUAAAUGUGACAAUGGUGUUGUUAAUUCUUCAGUCCGGAACAAACGCGGACACGGAGGACAUCGUGGUUUUAGCGGUGGGUGUUCCGGUGACGAUCGCCUGUUUCGCACUUGGAUAUCUCAGCGUUCGGUGGGAAAACAAAAUAUUGGGCAUUGUGUAUGCAAUAUCACUGCUGUUGGCACCAGCGUAUAUAAUAUUCAAAGUUUACGAGUCUGCAGAUCAUUUGGCGAACUCAUAUACUCAUGGGCAAAACUCAACCACCACCACAUUGGGCACACCACAGCAAACCACCGCUCUCUCGGGUACCACGUUCACAUGUGCAGGACUUGCUCUUUUCAUCCGGGUAUUGAUGGCCAUGUAUUUUCUAAAGACAGUCCUUAACUUUGGUCACGGACUGAAAUACAAAGUAUACGGUGAGACGGAACCACCAAGUAAAGGCAUUGAGGAGGCACCACCAGAGGGACAAUAGCACCACCACAAUGGCUCAAAUCAACUGGAGAAAAUCAUCGGACCAGAAAUGAACAUAUCAACGACAAAUUAUACCGGUUUCAUAUUGUCAGUACAACGGAUAUUUAUUGAUUUUUUAUUGAUUUUUUUUUGGUAUAAGAUUCAAUAUAUACCGGUGUACAUAGCUGGUAGUAUAUGAUUUGAGUCAUAUAUUUUCGCAAAAUUUCUCCAAAGAUUUGAGGCAUGUUGAUGACUGUUUAGUAGCGCAUAAAAGUAAAGUGAUAUUGGAAUGUGUGCUAAGAAAAAUGCUUCAAAGUUAAAAACUGUAUAUAAUGUGUCUUAUUCAGGAGAAGCCUCUGUUGAGGAUAGGUUUUUUAUGUAUUCAACUCACAACAAAGUUGAACUCAUCAAAUCACAGUUUAUCCAUCUACAUACUGUUUCUGUGCCUUUUUCCACAAAUGAUCCGGGGAUAAUUUUGAUUCAACACCCCCCCCCUCUCUCUCUCUCUCUCUCAAGAUGUUAUGAAAUAGGGUCUUUCAUAGAACAAUUGAGGCAAAAUUAUAAAAGAAAGAAUUAGGGUGUGUGAUACUCAGUACCAUAUUUCUUGGCAACAACAGGGCUGCACCCAAAGUUUCACUUAGGAAUAUAAAGGGUUAGUCUUGGAGUGUUUUCUCAUUAGAUUAUCUCUCCCCAGAUCACCUAAUAUACAUGUACAGGAAGUCUUAUGCCCUGGAUAGGAAAGGGUAGCAUGCAAGGAACAAUGUAAAAGCGGUUCAACAUUUUACAAAAUUUUCUGAAAGAAUUUGAACAAAGUGUUCAAUCAUGGUUCAGUGGUCAAAACUGGAUCAUAAUAAAGCGUCAGAAGUUUUUUUUUUAUUAUUUAAACCAUGUUCCUUCAUGAAAACGUGAGUAAGAGUAAGAAGUUUAAGAGAUUAAUUUCUGAGAAACAACAGGUAAAUUUAGAUGAUAGUAUCUACUUACGGGAUUUGUUUUUCAAGUCGUUAGAGGGUUUUAAGAGACCGAUUAACGAUUUUCCCCAGAAUUUUGUUUUUCACUCUUAAUGAUUAAAAUCUACUGUCUAAUGUGUUUAAAAGAUUUCACAUAAAAAAUAAGGUUUAAUAUACAUUAUCACAGAAGCUCAUUUUAGAGAGUUUAUUAUUUGUUUUGUAAAAGAAAAUUGUGGUGUGUUAUUAAUUGAGAAAUUUUCAUAAGAAAUUGAUAUCUAUCUAAGUUUAUUAUAUCUUUCACAUUUCAAGCAUUCUUUAGUUAAAAUAUGUCAUCUAAAAGUUAAAAUUUGUGACUAUGCAAAAUUAAGAUGCUUUAUAAUUACGAAAUUAAUAUUCCAUUGGUUUGUUUGUAUACAUAAAAAGACUCGAGUCUUUGUUUACAUAACACAGAUUUAAAGCUAAAAUAUUGCUUUUAUUCUUGCAUCGAGAAAGUCAAAAUUUGGCUGUCAACAUAUAUGAGUUAUAUUUUUAAUGUUUACCAUAAAAAAUGCAAUUUUUUUUUUCAAAAAUCGUGAAACAUUCCUUAUUAGCAACAAUGACCAUAUUUCUCCCUUUUUUACUUUAAAAUCAUUCGAUCCUUUAUUGUGGUCCUGUGUUGAUGCAGCGAACAAUGAUUAGAACAAAGUUGCAUAAAUCCACACAAUUUCAUAUAUAUAAACUUGAAACACUUUGGACUUGUUCUUGCGAAAAUUUUACCUUAUUUACCAUUGUAUGUUUCUAAAUAGAACGCUGUUUAUUGUUGUUGAACAUAGUCCUCUUGUUUCUCCAGUGAGCGUAGAAGUGCCGCUCUCAAACCCGUUUACCUGCGUACAGCCGUACAUGUAGAAACAUUUUGUGACAUGGAAGCGGCAAUGCUUUCUUUUAUAUAUUUAUAAAUUUACGUUAUGACAUGUUUCAUCCGCGAAUAUGUUAUGAAUCUAAGAAGUUAGUGUAGGGAAAUAUCAUUUUAAUGCAUUAUUAGAAUAGCGAGUGCUACAAAUGUCUGGAUUCUUCAUUGUCUUUUGUAUGGCUGAUAGUUUCAGCUUCCAAUGUUUUGAAUCGCCCUUAUUGUAUGUAUAAUUGUAUAUUUUUAGUCUUGUCUUGCGGUAUUUAAUGAAACUAUUCGAUAUUAGGAUAAACCUGUAAUUUGUUUUAUAAAAAUUCUGCGCUUGUUUAUAGUUUGAUUGCCUUCAAACGAUGAGGUCCGUUUGUCUCGUACAGGGACUUGUAUACUGACGAUAAUACAUGUGUAUAGCUAGUAUGACGAGUUUAGCGGCUUUUAAUUACUAUUUUAUGUAGAAUUAUGGAGAUGUAAUGGCCGAGCUGCAUUAUAAACAUGGUAUUCAUUUUAUACUCAUUUUACCCUAGCCUGUGAAAAUGUAUAGAAUUUUUUAUGAAAAAUAUUGUAAUGAAGAAUGUCAUUUGAUAUUUUUAGGUAAAAAUAUUAUGUUCGACAGUUGAAACGACUACGUGUAUGUACAGUGCAUAUGUAAAAGAAAAUAUGUGUGUAUUUUCUCUGUGAAAAAAAGAUUUGAACAAGACAGCAAGCUAAAAUAGAAGUUUAGAAAGCAUGAACUACCCCAAACAAGGUUUAUAUACAUGUAUAAGUAGGUUUUAAAAAUAGCAUUAUUCUUUGAAUAAAUGUAAGAGUUAAUGGCAUAUUAACCAUCUGUUGAAUUUAAUUAACCUUUGGGGUCUUAAGUGUUAAGAGGAUAUUGGUUGUAUUAAAAAAUGUUAAACUGUUAGCUUGUAAAUUGCAUGCUUGUUCCCAAAAUUAACAUUGUAUAAUACUCACUGUACCUUUUUCAUACUUGGAGUAUAGUCCUCAAUAGUUUCAGAAAGUGCAACAUUGAAAUGUGACAGUAGAAUUAGCUGUAUAGAUUUUCUUCUUGCUUACCUCCACACAGUGAUUCUUCUUUUACUAUCUUGUGUUAUCAAAAUUACAUAAAACAUAAACAUCGUAUUUUGUAGAUAACAUAAAAGCGGUUGUCUGAUAGUGGUGUAUGUACAAGUCAAUAGUUCACCAGCAUCGCCUUGUUUAUCAUGUAACAACUAUUGAAGUUGGAAGACCAACUUUUUAAAUAAUAUGUAAAUUAGUUACUGAGAACAGGGCCAAGAUAUUUUUUUAUUAAAGCAAUCUUUGAAUGCCUUAUUGCAAUUGGUUUUCGUCCGUCGUGCGUUAACAAUUGAACAUUUUUAACUUCUUCUUAAUAACUACCAGUCCAAUUCUUUUCAAAUUUGGUAUGAAGCAUCAUUGGGACAAGGGGGACAUAAAUUGUAAAUUUCAGGACUCCAGCAUUCCUGGGGCCCUAGAGGCGGGGCAAAAACUGCCCAAAAUUGACGAAUUUUCAAAAAUCUUCUUCUCAAGAACCACACACAUGUAAGAAAAACUAAAUGCAUAGUGAUGUAGAACGGGAAGGCCUUUACCAAAAUUGUAAAUUUCAUGAUCCCCGGAGUAGGAGUUCUGACCCCAGGGUGGGGCCAAACUUGUUAUAUAGUGUUUAUGUGUAAAACACUUAAAUAACAUCUUCUUUAGUGAUAUUGAUACGAAAUUGAAAGUAAAUAGAUAUUUAGAAAGAACAGGUAGUCCUUUACUAAAAUUGUGAAUUUGAUGAUAACAGGGGUAGGGGUUUUGGUAUCAGGGUGGGGCCAAAAUGGUCAGUUAUUAAAUGUGUUAACAAUAGACAUUUUUAACUUCUUCUUGAUAACUAUCAUUCCAAUUCUUUUCAAAUUUUGUAUGAAACAUAUUUGGAACAAAGGGAACAUAAAUUGUAAAUUUCAGGAUUCCUGCACCCCUGGGACCUUAGUGCCCCAAAAUGACAAAUUUUCAAACUUGUUCUUCUCAAGAACCACAUAUAUGUAAGAAAAACUAAAUGCAUAGUGAUGUAGAGCAGAACUAAAUGGAUAGAGCUGGGACCAGUUGCACAAAAGUGAGAUAAGUUUAACUGACAGUUAACUUCAAGUUAACGCUAAAUAAAUGUUCAAGUUAAUGGCAAGUUAAUUGUCUGUUAAAGUUAACUAAGCUUCGUGCCACAGAGUGCAUAGUGAUGUAGAGCAGGAAGGCCUCUACCAAAAUUGUAAAUUUCAUGAUCCCCGGGGUAGGGUUUCUGAACCCAGGGCGGGGCCAAACUUGUUAUAACUUGUAAAACACUUAAAUAACAUUUUCUUUAAACUAAAUGGAUAGAGCAGAUAGUCUUUUACCAAAAUUGUAAAUUUGAUUUUCCUCAGAGUAAGGGUUUUGACCCUAGGGUGGGGCCAAACUUAGUAUAUAGUAUGUAUGUGUAAGUUUGCUGAUACUGUAUAAAGUCUAAAUGCAUACUUAGGAAUAGCAGAAAAGGAUGUACAAAAUAUGGUGAAUUUCAUAACCCAGGUUAUGACUUUAGGAUGAGUCCAAAUUAGUCAUAUAUUUUGAUGUUUUAAUGUUAAUACACCUAUUAUUUAAAGCCUUUCAUCAGUGUAUGCACAUUUGAGGGCAGUGAAGUUUUAAGAACACAUCUUGUUUUAUACUGUUGCUGAAUAUUAGAAUUUAGCUUAGAUAUUCAGAACAGGAAUUUUUUUUUUCUAGAUUUCAUAACCCAUGGAAGUAGUGAUACUUUUUCACUAAUAUUCAGGUGACCGAUAAGGCCUGUGGGCCUCUUGUUUAUAUAUACGAGGUGCUAUUUUAAUCUGCGUUGUUUUUGCAUUGAUGUUAUUGCUGUAUAGAAUGGAUCUUGUCGCCAUUAUGAUAAACUCAGUUCAGACCUAGACAAUUAUCAUGAUAACCGAGAAAUAUAACAUUUCUGCUUUGAAAACCAAAGUAGAAGAGAAUGAAAAGCUUUUAAGCCAUUUUGUCAAAGUUACUAUAUUUAGUGAUGGAGUUCAGAUGUUUUAAAUAAUUUCACAAACGUUCUGUAAAGUAAAUGUAAUAGACCCAUUUGUAUUUUAAAACAUUUUAAAACUUUCCAAGCAGAGCAUUUUGAAUUGAAUGCAAGGUGAAGAUAACGAACAGUGAUCAAUUUCAUAAGUCCUAUAAGCAAUACAAAAUACAUAGUUGGGCAAAUACGGACCCCUGGACACAUAAAUUUCCUUUCUUUUAUUUAUCUGUUUAACAGAGUUGAUUCGUUAUUAUAUAGUAUACUUGAGAUACCUUAAUCCAUUACAGGGUUAAUCCAGAUGUCAUUUGUGGAAAUUUUAUCUGUUGAAUUGAAGACAUAACCAAUUUAAGUUUUCAAAUUGGAAAUAAAGUACAUGAUAUUUAAA